AUGGCGCUUCUGGAUGUGUUUAAGCGAAGGCGCCAGGCUGCUGGGCAGGAGGAUGAACCUACGGUAACGGUUGCCGAAGAUAAUGUCGAGAUGCCCUCUCCCUCGAAGGAUAAGCUGGACGGCACCAUCGUGGAUGAGGAGACGAUCAAGGUGCAGGGCGAAACGGCCGCUAUUGAGCAAGAGAGUCACGAUAACCCCGAAAUCGCUGCGCUGCCCUUGCAAGUGCGUCAACUGAUCAACUUGACGGACGACCCGACACUGCCGACCAUUACUUUCCGCUACUUUGUACUGGCGGCUCUAUUCGUCAUUCCCGGCGCCUUUUUGUCCCAGAUGAGCUAUUUCAGAACCACCAAAGCUCCUUACUCUGUUUUCUUCGUUCAGAUCGCCUGUCACUAUGCCGGUCAUUUCUUGGCUAAAACACUUCCCGCUUGGAACAUUCGAGUGCCCGGAACUAGCUGGGGAUUUAGCUUGAACCCGGGACCCUGGAGUAUCAAGGAGCACGUGCUGGUCACCGUGACUGCAGCUUCUGGUGCAACCUAUAACCUGGGAUAUGCCCCGAUUGUACUCGCAGAGCUUUGGUAUGGAGAACGGAUUAACCCUGCCGUGGCUAUCUUCUUCAUGCUUUCAAUUGUGUGGAUUGGAUAUGCAUUUGCUGCGCUGGCACGAAACAUCCUCCUGCCGGAUCCAGAGUACAUCUGGCCCCAGGCUCUGAUGCAGACUACACUAUUUGAGACGUUCCGAAAGACGGAUACCUCUUCGCGCCUCGCACGGCGGCAAAUGAAGGUAUUCUUCUUUGCUUUGCUGGGGAUGACACUAUGGCAGUUCCUUCCCGAGUAUGCCUUCCCUUUUACCUCGUCUUUGGCCUUCCUGUGCUGGGUUGCGCCGCGGAACCCGGUGGCCAACUUCAUCGGGUCUGGAUUGGGAGGAAUGGGCUUCCUCAACCUCUCCCUGGAUUGGUCGAACAUCAACUGGAACGGUUCUUCUAUCAUGUUGACCCCAUUCUGGACACAGGUUCUCCUGUUCCUGGCCUUUGCCUUUAAUUGUUGGGUCCUCAUUCCUGCAGCGAAAUGGGGAAAUAUGGGGUCUUUCAAACAUGGACUCAUGUCCAAUAGCUUGAUGUUGGCGAAUGGUACCACCUAUCCGACGACAGAGGUGCUUACUCCCGAUUAUCACCUCAAUCAGACCGCCUACGAGCACUACGGCCCCAUGUACAUGGGAAUGCAGAACGUGUGGGCAACUUUCUUCGACUACGCCAAGCUUCCAGCUGCGAUUACUUGGAUCGCGACAUUUGGCUUCUCACAAGUCAGCGCAAACCUAAAGAAGAUAUUUGAAAGUCGCAAGGCGGCCAAGGCUGCCAAGGCUGCUGGAAACCAGACCCAGGACCAGGGUAUUCACCACGCAUAUCACGAUCGUCUGAAUGUGAUUCAGAGACAAUACAAGGAGAUUCCCCUGUGGUGGUACUUUUUGCUGUUCCUGGCGGGAUUCGUCAUCUUGAUCACUUGCAUCGCGUGUGGAUAUCUCUUCAUUCCGAUCUGGACCUUGUUCGUGGCUGUUUCCAGUGCGGCAGUCUUCGUCAUCCCAUUCGCAUGGCUCUAUGCCAUCUCCAACUACCAGCUCGAGACGGGCUCAUUCAAUGAGCUGAUGUAUGGCUACAUGGUGCACACCAAGGCAGGCGAGGGUCACCAGCACCCCUGUGGACCCUCCGUGUAUGGCGCCAUUGCUGGAGAUGCAUGGUAUCGAGCGCAGUAUAUGCUCCAGGACCAGAAGAUCGGCCAUUAUAUGCACAUUCCUCCUCGAGAAAUUUUCUUCUCCCAGAUAUUCGGUGUCUGCAUGGGUGUUCCUAUCAACUAUGCCGUCAUCCGGUGGAUCAUGGAUACCAAGGGUGACUAUAUCACCGGCAAGAAGACCGAUCCUCUCAACCAAUGGACUGGCCAGAGUCUCCGGAAUUCCAACACGAUGGGUGUCCAGUAUGCUAUUCUAGGACCGAAGCGACUUUUCGCUGAAGCCGAGAUGGCGCCGCUGCCCUGGUCGUUCCUCGUGGGAGCCGCCAUCCCGCCCAUUCUCUAUAUCUUCCACCGAUUCUUCCCGCGGUUGCGCAUUGAGCUGUGGAAUGUCAGUAUCUUCUUCGGCGGUCUGGCUAUGUUCUACGGAAAUGUCAGCACUGGCUAUACGUCGGCGAUUAUCGGUGGGUACGUUGUGAUGUACUGGGCAUACCGCAAGCACUUUGAGGUGUGGAAGCGCUAUAAUUAUCUGGUUGCAGCUGCAUUCGAUGCUGGAUUCAACUUGAACAUGCUGCUUAUCUUUUUCUUCUUUGGUGCUGGCAAGCAGAUCUCGAUGCCCAACUGGUGGGGGAAUAAUAGCGAGUCGGUUGAGCGGUGCUUUGCGUUGUAA
Penicillium cataractarum is the source of this 2391-nucleotide messenger RNA. Its product is annotated as OPT family oligopeptide transporter. Gene Ontology annotation, molecular function: oligopeptide transmembrane transporter activity. The transcript has a single exon. The record is from RefSeq and is a predicted model, not a curated record. Gene Ontology annotation, biological process: transmembrane transport. NCBI's taxonomy places the organism in Eukaryota, Fungi, Ascomycota, Eurotiomycetes, Eurotiales, Aspergillaceae. The coding region runs from base 1 to 2391 and encodes 796 amino acids.